CUUUAUUUUACCUUUUACCACUGAGUCUUAAGUGGCUCUGCUAGGUUUACGCCCUCAUCUAUUACUUCAUGUGUAGAAAAAAUAGCACAGAGUUGGUACGUUUGUUUAAAGAACAAACUUUGACAAAGGAGGAGAGUAGACAGAGGUCCAUAGACUAGCGCUGACAAUAAUAGCCCAGGAAUUAAUAUAAAAUGCUGAAGUAAAUCCCCUUCAUUCUUUAUCAAUCACACCAUCUUUUUUCCUUUUCUUUUUUCCUUUUCUUUUUUCCUUGUCUCCCACUUUCCUUUCCUUCCACAUCACUUGAUUACGUCGCUUUUGGAUCACAAACCAGUAAGAACAAGAAUAGAAUAAAAAAGAUGUCUCCAAAAGGCUCAACGAUUCUCGUCACAGGCGGAUGUGGUUAUGUUGGCUCCCAUACGGUAUUGAGCCUCCUGGAAUCAGGAUAUAAGGUCGUAGUCCUCGACAACCUCUCCAAUACGUCCAAUGGCGGCACAGAUGCUGCAGCGACUAACACUCCCGAAGCCCUCAAGCGCAUUCAAGAGAUUCUCUCUAUAGACGAGCCUAUCCCAUUCUAUCCCGUGGAUAUCGUCGAUAAGCCAAGCCUGAUUAAAGUCUUUGAAGCUCAUCCAGACAUCUCUGCGGUCAUUCACUGUGCAGGACUCAAAUCUGUAGGCGAAUCAGGACGUAGACCUUUAGACUAUUAUAACGUCAACAUUGCUGGAACAGUGUAUUUACUCCAGGUCAUGGAGGAUUUCAAUGUUCGUCGCAUUGUCUUCUCAUCAUCUGCAACUGUCUAUGGAGACCCACCCGUCAUCCCCAUCCCAGAGACAUCGCCCAUUGUGGCCUCGAUGAGCCCUUAUGGAAGGACCAAGGUAUUUUUGGAGCACAUCAUCCGUGAUUUGUGCGUUGCUUCCAGCGUCAAGCAGAAAGAAUACGAGAAAGAGCAAGCGGAUAAGGGUGCCAAGGUUGAGAUCGAUUACCGCUGGAGCGCAAUGUUGUUGAGAUAUUUCAACCCUGCAGGAGCACAUCCAAGUGGUAUUAUGGGCGAAGAUCCUCAAGGCAUCCCUAACAACCUGAUGCCUUAUCUAGCCCAAGUCGCCGUAGGUAACUUGGAGAAGCUCACUGUCUUUGGAAAUGACUAUCCAACCAAGGAUGGAACUUGCAUUCGUGAUUACCUGCAUGUAGUUGACUGCGCUGAUGGCCAUGUUGCAGCCUUGGAGAAGAUCGAGCGCGAUGAAUCCGAAGGGAAAUUUGAGUGCAAGGCAUAUAACUUGGGUGUAGGGACUGGAUGCUCCGUUCUGGAUAUGGUUCGUGCUUUCAGUAAAGCCGUGGGUCGGGAUCUACCCUACGAGAUCUCAGGACGUCGUGCUGGGGAUGUGCCCAAUCUGACUGCAGAUCCUUCGUUGGCUAACAAAGAACUGAACUGGAAAGCAGUCAAAACUCUUGAUCAGAUGUGUGAAGACUUGUGGAGAUGGCAGCGCAAUAAUCCCAACGGAUUCAGAACCCAAAAAUAGCUUUGAUAUCAACAAUAAAACAUUGUCCAUUAAAGAGUUUAGUUGAGGUGUUGUGAC
Lobosporangium transversale is the source of this 1571-nucleotide messenger RNA. Its product is annotated as galactose-4-epimerase, UDP. The coding region runs from base 357 to 1514 and encodes 385 amino acids. Gene Ontology annotation, cellular component: cytosol. Gene Ontology annotation, molecular function: UDP-glucose 4-epimerase activity. The record is from RefSeq and is a predicted model, not a curated record. Lineage: Eukaryota; Fungi; Mortierellomycota; Mortierellomycetes; Mortierellales; Mortierellaceae. The transcript has 2 exons. Gene Ontology annotation, biological process: beta-D-galactose catabolic process via UDP-galactose, Leloir pathway.